This is a messenger RNA of Lampris incognitus (smalleye Pacific opah), 2785 nucleotides long. It is a transcript of the gene add1, whose product is annotated as adducin 1 (alpha). The record is from RefSeq and is a predicted model, not a curated record. Gene Ontology annotation, biological process: barbed-end actin filament capping; positive regulation of adherens junction organization; positive regulation of establishment of endothelial barrier. NCBI's taxonomy places the organism in Eukaryota, Metazoa, Chordata, Actinopteri, Lampriformes, Lampridae. Bases 144 to 2276 code for a protein of 710 amino acids. Gene Ontology annotation, cellular component: focal adhesion; cytoskeleton; adherens junction. The transcript has 15 exons. Gene Ontology annotation, molecular function: actin filament binding.
CGGAGCUACGAGCACCGAGAGGGACCCUUUCCAUAUCAGCUAGGAGGGAGAUCAAAUUUUUAGUCAAAUUCGUUAGCCCGUUUUCACAACGCAGUCUUUCAAGUUGAUUAUUCAAACACAAAAAAGAGGGACGCGAGCCAAGGAUGAAUGGUGAGUCAGGUGCCGGAGUGGUGACGGCCCCCCCUCCCACCACAGCUCCCCACAAGGAGCGCUACUUUGACCGGGUAGAUGAGAGCAGCCCAGAGUAUCAGAGGGAGAGGAACAUGGCCCCCGACCUGAGACAGGACUUCAACAUGAUGGAGCAAAGGAAACGAGUCUCCAUGAUACUGCAAAGUCCGGCAUUCUGUGAGGAGCUUGAGACCAUGAUCCAGGACCAGCUGAAAAAAGGAAAGACUCCCACCAGCCUGUUGGCCCUUCAGCAGAUUGCUGACUUCAUGACGACUAGUAUCCCCUCCAUGUACCCUGCUGCACCACAAGGAGGCAUGGCAGCACUCAACAUGAGUUUAGGUAUGGUGACCCCGGUAAACGAUCUACGUGGCUCAGACUCCAUCUCCUAUGACAAGGGUGAAAAGCUGCUGCGAUGCAAAUUGGCCGCCUUCUAUCGACUCGCUGAUUUGUUUGGCUGGUCCCAGCUUAUUUAUAACCACCUCACAGUCAGGGUGAACUCAGAUCAAGAGCGAUUUCUGAUUGUCCCUUUUGGGCUCCUAUACAGUGAAGUCUCUGCAUCCAGUCUGGUGAAGAUAAACCUUCAGGGUGAGAUCGUGGACAGAGGCAGCACAAACUUGGGGGUAAACCAGGCCGGCUUCACUCUGCAUUCUGCCAUUUAUGCUGCCCGACCUGACAUCAAGUGCAUUGUACACAUACACACACCUGCCGGUGCUGCCGUGUCAGCGAUGAAGUGUGGCCUGUUACCUAUCUCACCUGAGGCUUUGUCCUUGGGUGAAGUAGCCUACCAUGACUACCAUGGCAUACUGGUGGAUGAGGAGGAGAGUAUACUUAUACAGAGAAACCUGGGGCCUACUAGCAAGGUGCUAAUCCUGAGGAAUCAUGGUUUGGUGUCUGUUGGAGAGACGGUUGAGGAAGCUUUCUAUUACAUCCACAAUUUGGUCACUGCCUGUGAAAUCCAGGUUCGAACCUUGGCCAGUGCUGGGGGGCCAGACAAUCUGGUGAUGCUGGAUCCAGUGAAGUACAAGUCACGCCCACGAGUCCCUGGGCAAAUUGGUGAUGGGACCUCUACACAGCCCAAGUGGCAGGUCGGGGAGCAGGAGUUUGAGGCUCUGAUGAGAAUGCUGGACAACCUGGGCUACAGGACGGGUUAUCCCUAUCGCUGCCCCGCACUGCGUGACAAAGCUAAAAAGUACAGUGAUGUUGAGAUUGCUCCCUCCGCCCAUGGUGGCUAUUCCUAUGGGGAUGACAGUGACUCAGGUGCUCGCUCCCCGCUGAAACACAGCUUCCAGCGUGGCCAGCGUGACAAGACCCGCUGGCUCAAUGCCAGCGGUCGGCCCGACGAGCCCUACGAAGAUGGGCCAGAUGGCAGCAGCCCCAAGUUGAAGACUAAGUGGACAAAGGAAGAUGGGCUCCGCCAGGCUGCAGUAGCCAAUCAGUUCAUUCCAUUGAACACUAACCCCAAAGAAGUCCUGGAGAUGAGGAAUAAGAUCCGAGAGCAAAACCUACAGGAUAUAAAGACAGCAGGUCCCCAAUCUCAGGUUCUGUGUGCUGGUAGCAUGGUGGAACGUUCCUACGGCCAGGGGGAGCUGAUCACGGCAUCCAAGGCCAUCAUUGAGAAGGAGUACCAGCCGAAGGUUAUUGUCAGCAAGCAGGGUCCCAACCCCUUUACUAAGCUCACUGACCAAGAGCUGGAGGAGUACCGCAAGGAGGUGGAGCUGAAACAGAAGGGGCCUGAAGACCAAGAGCAGGCAGUAGAGCCCGAGGAGGAGGCAAAAGGCCAGAGCCCUACAUGCACACCCCCAAGUACCCCCAUCAGGGCAGAGGAAGAGUCCUUGCCAGAACAGACUUAUAAGGACGAGAGUGAUGCAGCCACCCUAAGACAGACCCUUCCUGACUUGACCCCCGACGACCCCUCCGACGCCCCCGCCCUUCCUGCCGAGGACGUCGCCCCUGCCACUGUUGGUGCAGAUACAGCUGAGGGGGAGGAGCCUGCAGACACCGCUGACCAGGAGGGUGACGAGUCUCCCAGCAAGUCACCCUCCAAAAAGAAAAAGAAGUUUCGUACACCUUCCUUCCUGAAGAAAAACAAAAAGAAGACAGAGCCGUAGAUUGGGAAACGUUGGGAUGGUCCUCAAGGCUGGCUUCAUCUUUUAGUUUUUGCUUUUCGUCCUCUUACCAAUGCACCAUAGGAAUAAGCACCCAUGCGUUUUUUUUAAGUUUAUGCUUUUUUUUUUUUUUUGUUACAAUUUGUCUCUGGCUUAUUAACCUGUUUAUCAAUGUUAGUGUGUGCCAAUUUUGUAUACCGUGUAUGAGUUGGUUGCUUGAAGGAUUUUAAGUAAUAGUGCUUUUAGUUGUGAGUGAGUACUGCAUUAUAUCUUGUCCUGUUCAUCUGUGUGGCUUUUUAAACAUCUUAUACAAGCCGCACAGUUGAUAUGAGGUCCAAGGUUUUUAAUGCCCUAUUUUGUUUAAAGGAUAUUAACUGUUAACCACUAGAAUGUAUUGGGAUUGUAUCAAAAGAUGUCAAAGUGUCUUAAAAACAAGGAAUGCAAAAGGAGAAGCUGCAAUCUUUUUGUUUUUACAGAUGGCAAAUUACAAUAAAUAAAAACUACAAAUUGCA